Messenger RNA from Amborella trichopoda, 1719 nucleotides. RefSeq names its product GTP-binding protein-like protein. Gene Ontology annotation, cellular component: cytoplasm. Gene Ontology annotation, molecular function: GTP binding; ATP hydrolysis activity; ATP binding. Lineage: Eukaryota; Viridiplantae; Streptophyta; Magnoliopsida; Amborellales; Amborellaceae. The record is from RefSeq and is a predicted model, not a curated record.
AGAUCAUCGAUAUUUGAAUAUCAAAACGACGUCUUCUACUGAGGUGCUCCUUAAUUUGAUUGUUUAAGGCCUCAGCGUUAUAUAAAAUCUUCCAUAGUGAAAAACCUAGUACCUUGUAUUCGCACUGCAUCCAUCCAUUGGGCGGAGAGAGAGAUGGCAUAUAACCAUCUCUUCCCUGCCUUUAGAGUUCCUCUCAGAGCUUCGUUGACGGGAACUCUUUCUCUCCCUAGGUUUUCAGUUUCAGGAUAUGGUCAUUUUAUGGUGUUUACCAAGUUGAGAUACUUCUCUUCUGGUUCUAAGAUAAGCAUGAGCUUGAAAGCUGGGAUUGUUGGUCUUCCUAAUGUAGGGAAAUCUACCCUUUUCAAUGCAGUGGUUGAAAAUGGAAAAGCUCAGGCAGCCAAUUUUCCUUUUUGUACAAUAGAACCUAAUGUGGGCAUAGUUGCAGUUCCGGAUCCUCGUCUGAAUGUGCUUUCUAAUCUCAGUAAAUCUCAACGUGCAGUUCCAGCAUCUAUAGAGUUUGUUGACAUUGCCGGGCUUGUAAAAGGAGCAAGUCAAGGGGAGGGUUUGGGAAAUAAGUUUCUUGCUCACAUUCGUGAAGUGGAUUCAAUCCUUCAGGUUGUACGUUGUUUUGAGGAUAAUGAUAUUGUCCAUGUCAAUGGGAAAGUUGAUCCAAGAUCAGAUAUUGAUGUUAUUAACUUAGAACUGGGAUUUUCGGAUCUUGACCAGAUUGAAAAACGAAUCGAAAAGCUUAAAAAGAGCAAGGGAAAAGAUUCGCCAUCAAAAGUGAAGGAAGAUGCAGAGAGAUCAGCUCUAGAAAAAAUUCAGCAAUCACUAAUGGAAGGAAAACCAGCACGAUCAGUUGUUCUAUCUGACUAUGAAAAGGAAGCCAUAAAACAUCUUUGUUUGCUCACCAUGAAGCCUGUCAUUUACAUAGCUAAUGUAGCUGAAUCUGAUAUAGGUGACCCUGAGAGCAUUCCCCAUGUCAGAGAAGUGAAAGACCUUGCUUCUCAGUACCUCUCUGGGGUUGUGGCAAUCUCUGCUCAGGUGGAAUCCGAGCUUUCUGAACUUCCAUUAGAAGAGCGGUACGAAUACUUAAAAUCUCUAGGGGUUGAGGAAAGUGGCCUUGGGAACCUUAUAAGAGCAACAUAUGACCUUUUGGGUUUGCGGACAUACUUCACAUCAGGAGAGAAGGAAACAAAAGCAUGGACAAUACUUGCAGGAAUGACUGCUCCACAAGCAGCUGGUGUCAUUCAUUCUGAUUUUGAGAAGGGCUUCAUUCGAGCUGAGACUGUGGCAUAUGAUGAUUUUGUUGUAGCGGGGUCAUUGGCGGCUGUAAGGGAAAAGGGACUCUUGAGAUCCGAAGGGAAAGAUUAUGUGGUGCAAGAGGGAGAUGUGAUGCUUUUCAGAUUUAACGUCUGAAAAAUGUAGAAAGAUUUUUUACCCCGCUCGCUCUCAUACACGAGACUGGUGCAAGGUGUUAUGGAGCCGAUAUUUUUGUAGCAUAUAAAUUUUUGUUGGGUGAGAUUAAACGUAUUUUUUACAUUGUAGGAAGAAGAAAAAAAAAAGGAACUAAAGUAAUUUCAUACGUUAAUUCUUCUUUUUUUUCUCUUUUUUUUUCCUGCAACAUUUAGUAUAAACUUCAAAAUUAAGGAUAUAUUUGGAAUGGGACUGUAUACUGUGAGACACGUUACCUUUGUUACAAGGUCAUUUAUAUCUCUA